This is a messenger RNA of Entamoeba dispar SAW760, 1005 nucleotides long. RefSeq lists its product as uncharacterized. Bases 1 to 1005 code for a protein of 334 amino acids. The record is from RefSeq and is a predicted model, not a curated record. The transcript has a single exon. Lineage: Eukaryota; Evosea; Mastigamoebida; Endamoebidae.
AUGAUUCUUCAAUUUAAUGAAAUAAAAUCUUAUUUAAUUUCUUUACAUAAACAAAAUGUAUUUGAUAAUAAUAUUUCUUUUGAUUUUCUUCAUUUAACAAAAAAAAUAAAUGAUGAAAAUUUUUAUGAAAUACGUGAAGAAUUUGAUAAUGCAAUAAUCGAAUUUGAUCAAUAUCGCCAUUCAAUUUUUAUAAUUGAAAAACAUAUUAAUGAAUGUCUUUAUAUCACUGAAGAUAUUCAAAAAGAAAUUGAAAUUGAAAAUAAUAAAUUAACUGAAAUUGGAGAAAAAUUAGAUCAAUAUGAAGAAAUAAUAAAUAAAAAAUAUAAAGAAUUAAACAAACCGAGUGAAUUACAAAUUAUCACAAAUUCAUCUGCUCAAAGUAUUAAUUCUCAUCAAAUUAAAAUUAAAAAAAAAAUUAAAAAUCAACAAAGUAUUAUAAGAAGUGAUGGUAAUCAAAUUAGUAAUGAUAAAGAUAAAGAAGAUAUUGAAUUAUUAAAUUCAAAUAAAAAAAUAUUACUUCAAUGGUGUAAAGGAAAAUCAUUAUCAAUUCGUUAUGACUCAAAAUAUGACGGAGAAUCCCAAAAAGAUUUUACUAAAUAUAUUAAAGGAUAUGGAAAUAUUUAUGUUAUUUUAUUUGAUCAAAAUAUGAAUGUGUUUGGUUGUUUUAUUCAUUCUCCAAUUUUAAUAACAAAUAAACCUAUUGCAGAUAUUUUUGGAUUUAUUUUUGAAAUAGCAAAAGAAGGAAAUAUUCAUUUAAAAAAAUGUAAUAAAAGAAAAGACGUUAUUUCUUCAGUUACUCUAUUUGAAGAUAAUUGUAAUCAAGCAAGUUCAUUACUUUAUAUCGGUAAAGAUCAAUCAACUGGAAUGUUAAUAUUAAAGCCUUUUAUACAAAAUGGUAUGAUUAAACAAAUAUAUAAAUCUUAUUCAGUAUCUAACUCUCUUGUUUUUAAUUCUAUUCAACGAUUUGAAACUAGAAGAAUUAUUUUAUUAGAAAUUGAAUUUUAA